This is a messenger RNA of Megalops cyprinoides (Indo-Pacific tarpon), 936 nucleotides long. RefSeq names its product bisphosphoglycerate mutase-like. The transcript is spliced from 4 exons. Gene Ontology annotation, molecular function: intramolecular phosphotransferase activity. The coding region runs from base 79 to 858 and encodes 259 amino acids. The record is from RefSeq and is a predicted model, not a curated record. NCBI's taxonomy places the organism in Eukaryota, Metazoa, Chordata, Actinopteri, Elopiformes, Megalopidae. Gene Ontology annotation, biological process: glycolytic process.
GACCAGGGUCGAACGCGGAACUCGUUGGACACUGUGAGUUCCGUGCAGGCCGAAGAGUUCGCACCUCGAGUCCCUGUGAUGGCCAAGUACAGACUGCUUUUGUUAAGGCAUGGGGAGGGGGCGUGGAACAUAGAGAACCGCUUCUGCAGCUGGGUGGACCAGAAACUGAGCGAGGACGGGGUGAAGGAGGCCCGCGACUGUGGGACGCUUCUUAAGGCUCAGGGCUACGAGCUCGACCUGGUUUUUGCCUCCCUGCUGAGCCGCUCCAUUCACACCGCAUGGCUGGUGCUGGAGGCCAUGGGACAGGAAUGGGUGCCCAUUGCUAAGUCGUGGAGGCUGAACGAGCGGCAUUAUGGGGCCCUGAUCGGGCUCAACAGGGCCGAGAUGGCACUCAACCACGGCGAGGAACAGGUGAAACUGUGGAGGAGGAGCUAUGACCUCACUCCCCCUCCUAUCGACGAGUUCCACCCCUACUUCUUUGAAAUAUACAAUGACCGAAGGUACAGUACCUGUGAUGUCCCGAAAGAAGACCUUCCUCGGUCGGAGAGUCUGAAGGAUGUCCUGGAUAGGUUACUUCCCUACUGGGACAAUGUCAUCGUGCCAGAGAUUAAGAAAGGCCGGACCAUUCUUAUUUCAGCCCAUGGGAACAGCUGUAGGGCUCUGCUGAAGCACAUUGAAGGAAUCUCAGACGCAGAUAUCGUUGGCGUAACUUUACCUACCGGGAUCCCCAUUCUGCUGGAGCUGGAUGAAGACCUGCGGCCGGUGAAGCCCCGGGAGCUCCUGGGAGAUCAGGCAAAGAUUCAGGCAGCUAUCAAGAAAGUGGAAGACCAGGGAAAGGCAAAACAAGUGGCCAAAUAAGGGGCAUGGAGGAGAAGAGAGCGGCUUGCGUCAAGCGAUAUUCCUGUGGUUUCAGGUAUGAUAUGUAGGUAGUUAUCC